AGGGGCCACGCUGGGGAGGCUGAAGCGGCAGAGCCGGUGGCGCGUUGAAUGCUGGGCCGCAGCCCUUGUCGCCGUUGGCGGCGACACCGCCCGCUCGGCCGGGGCUGCCCCCCGCCUCCGGAGACAUUGGAGACGCUGACUCCGAACUCCGGGAAGAUCUUGGCUUCGGAAGUCCCGGAAGAUGGGACGCACGAGAUGCACACUCCCUACACACCCAGCAGUUGCCGGCAGUCUUUUAAAGGGAAGCUCUUUGUACCGGCCUGAGGAAGCGUCGAGUACAGAGAAUUUGCGACCCAGAGGCGAGGAGCCCUGCCAGGUCUGGGUUGGCCUUCGCCACCCAGGCACACCCCCCUCCGUCUCACGGACUUGGCUUCCUUUAAGGAAGAAAUACUGUUAAGUUUCUGAACUGGCCUGUGGACAGCGCCUGUGAAUCUGGGAAAUCCAGAGAUGGAGUCCCCAGCCUACCCGCUAGACAUGACUCCAAAAGAAGAGCAAGAGGAGGAGGUUCGGACCCAGGGAUUGGAGAAUGGCCCCCCUAUAGAUAUGCAGAAAGUACUGAUUGGUUCCAAAGGCUCAUGGGUACCAGCCCUAUUUGAUGAGGUGGCCAUAUAUUUUUCGGAUGAGGAGUGGGAAGUUUUGACAGAGCAACAAAAAGCCCUCUACCGGGAAGUCAUGAGGAUGAAUUAUGAGACCGUCCUGUCCCUGGAAUUCCCAUUCCCUAAGCCAGACGUGAUCAGUCGGUUGGAGAGGGAAGAGCAGUACCCUAGUUCUGAUGACUGGCGGCUCCAGGGAGUAACCUUUGCAGAAAGUGAAGAAUCUGACUUUAACACUCCACAUUGGGCAAGCCCAAUGACUGCCACCUCCCAUUUCCCUCAACCUCAGCAAUUCAACAGCUUUUGGCAUCUGCCUCGGGACAUCACUGAGCUGCCUGAAUGGAGUGAGGGGUACCCCUUCUACAUGGCCCUGGGCUUCCCAGGGUGUGACCUCUCAGCUGAUGACUUGGCUAGCAGGUUUCAGUUCAGUAGGGGCAUGCGCCGCAGCUACGAUGCUGGGUUCAAAUUGAUGGUGGUGGAGUAUGCUGAAACCACCAACAACUGUCAGGCUGCCAAGCAGUUUGGGGUAUUGGAAAAAAAUGUUCGAGACUGGCGAAAAGUGAAGCCACAGCUCCAAAGUGCCCAUGCCAUGCGGCGGGCAUUCCGAGGCCCUAAGAAUGGGAGGUUUGCUCUGGUGGACCAGCGUGUUGCUGAGUAUGUUAGACACAUGCAGGCCAAAGGGGACCCCAUCACCAGGGAGGCAAUGCAGUUGAAAGCUCUUGAAAUUGCCCAGGAAAUGAACAUUCCAGAAAAAGGAUUCAAGGCAAGUCUGGGCUGGUGUAGAAGAAUGAUGAGAAGGUAUGACCUAUCUCUGAGGCAUAAAGUGCCGGUUCCCCAGCACCUGGCCGAGGACCUGACUGAGAAACUCAUCACUUACCAGCAGAGCGUGCUGGCUCUGCGCCGGACACAUGACUAUGAAGUGGCACAAAUGGGCAAUGCAGAUGAGACACCCAUCUGCUUAGAAGUGCCCUCUAGAGUGACUGUAGACAACCAGGGUGAAAAGCCUGUCUUGAUCAAGACACCAGGUAGGGAGAAAUUGAAGAUCACAGCCAUGCUGGGUGUCUUGGCUGAUGGGAGGAAGUUACCCCCAUACAUCAUUUUGAGGGGAACAUAUAUUCCCCCUGGGAAGUUCCCCAGUGGCAUGGAAAUCCGCUGCCACCGCUAUGGGUGGAUGACUGAGGACUUGAUGCAAGACUGGUUGGAAGUUGUGUGGAAACGGAGGACUGGAGCUGUGCCCAAACAACGAGGGAUGUUGAUCCUGAAUGGCUUCCGGUGUCACGCCACCGACUCGGUGAAGAGCUCCAUGGAGAGCAUGAACACAGACAUGGUGAUCAUCCCAGGUGGCCUGACCUCACAGCUGCAGGUGCUGGAUAUGGUGGUCUACAAGCCUCUGAAUGACAGUGUCCGGGCCCAGUAUUACAACUGGCUUCUGGCGGGGAACCUGGCACUGAGCCCCACUGGAAAUGCUAAAAAACCACCGCUGGGCCUCUUCCUGGAGUGGGUCAUGAUGGCAUGGAACAGCAUCUCAAGUGAAUCAAUUGUCCAGGGGUUCAGAAAGUGCCACAUCUCCAGCAACUUAGAGGAGGAAGAUGAUGUUCUGUGGGAAAUUGAGAGCGAGCUAUCCAGAGAACCACCAAAAGAAUGUGAUCCUGAAAGUGUGGCUGAGGUCAACUGAGGGAAGAGCUGAGGUAACUGGCCAGCAGUAGAUCUCACCAUCACUGGUGCCCCAGUCAUGUCUAACACUCACCCUUUUUCUGGCCAUGAGUUUCUCUUUUCCAGUUCUGUUCAAAAAAGCCUGCCAUGCCACAGUGUAGACAACAGGUCAUCAACAUUUUCUCUUUGGUAUUUUGUUCUGUGGCCUGGAUCCAGGAACACCUAUGUAGUGGGUAAGAUGACAAGGAGCUGCCGAAACACUUCACAUGAGAGCAAUACUACUGCAGAAAGUUACUUGGUCCAACAGUGUUCCAUUCACAAAGUUUGUCUGGGAAGAUAACUUUCUUCCCUUAAAAAUUCUGAACUUUUAUGGCUGGUCUGUGUGCUUGCAUUACUUAACAUAGUUGUACUGCCUGUUCCUGAUCUGCAGGACCAUGACCCAGGGAGAGAGUGGAGUCUGCUUUAGUACCUCUGAGCCUCAGCUCUGUGUCCUGGGGUGAUCAACCCAUGCCCACCAGGGAGAUAAUAAUAUAUAUUGUUUGCUUUCCUCUAGGGAAUGUUGAGAGUUUUAAAACAUCAUCUUAGUCUCAUGGAACUUAGCUGGGGUGAGCCAUUACAAUCAGUUCCUAUUGUCAGCAGAUGUCUGAAAAGUGUUAAUUCGGUCUUAAAAAUGCUGCAGAGCUGGCUCAGCAGUGAAGAGAAUGUGCUGCCCUUGCAAAGAACCAGAGUUUGGUUCCCAGCACCUGCAUCAUGCAGCUCAUCAUCACCUGUGACUCCAGCAUCAGGGGAUGGACCCAGGGACCUCUUAACCUGCUAGGCACCUGUAGUCACAUGCUCAUUUCUACACAGAAACACAGUAUAUAUAUAAAAUUAAAAAUAAAUCUUUGGGCUCGAGAGAUGGCUCAGCAGUUAA
This is a messenger RNA of Myodes glareolus (Bank vole), 3159 nucleotides long. It is a transcript of the gene Pogk, whose product is annotated as pogo transposable element derived with KRAB domain. Gene Ontology annotation, molecular function: DNA binding. Gene Ontology annotation, biological process: regulation of DNA-templated transcription. Gene Ontology annotation, cellular component: nucleus. The record is from RefSeq and is a predicted model, not a curated record. NCBI's taxonomy places the organism in Eukaryota, Metazoa, Chordata, Mammalia, Rodentia, Cricetidae.